CUCCUGGGAGAGACUAGGACUGACACCCCCCCACGCUUUGUUGUGACUUGCGCUGUUGCCCUGUUCCAAGCCCUUAGCCAGGCGCAGCUUGCACCUCCCUGGCCUGGCGUACCCAAGGGCAGAGUCCUGAUUAAUACAGUGCCAGCUAACACCAUGCUCCCCCCCUGCCCCGUGCAGACAGAGCGCCAGGUGUCUGGCAGGGCUGUCUUGAGGGCAGAGGCCCAGCUGCAGUGGGAUUGCAGGAUGCUUGGCCCUCACCCCUUGCUCUUCAGGGCUGGGUGCACUCCGUGGGGCUGGCACACCACCUGUCAGCCAGUUCUUGCACCUGCUGGUGAGGUGCAGCAGCAGCCUUGGACAGAUGCUUCCAGUCCUCUCACCCGUGUGGCUGUAAUGGGCAGUGAGGGGAAAGCGGGGCUGUAUGUAUGCACGGGCUGCGGGGGAUGUUAACUCUGGGCCGCUUUCUGAGCCAGCUGCUGUCAGGAAUCCCACAAGACGCCACAGUGGGCAGGGUUCAGCAGCCUCUGAGCAGUGAUUUGGGGGCAGGGGGGUUCACUCCUGCUCACUCACUGAAGGCAUCGGCACAGCCUGCACUGGUUGCCCUUCUCAGCAGAGGCACCACGGACUCUCGGGGUCACGGACACCAAGCUCCUCUCUAAACCAGAUGGGUCCCUGCAGGGCAGGGAUGAGGUGUGUUGCUGGAGCAGGAGACGCUUGCCCUGCGGCUGCCCAGGCUGUACCUGCUCUGUUGAUAAUGGUGGGCAGAGGACUGUUUGUAGAGCACCUAGUGCAGUGGGGCCCUGCUCCUACGAUUGGGGUCCCUAGGUGCUACCACAGUCUAGAUAAUAACAUCAGUCUCCACAGCCGUCAGUUUGGCACCUCUUGCCAGCACUCCAUACACCAAUUUAACCCUUCAGCUCCCUCCAGAACAAGAGAAAGCUGAUUGUCGGGCCAAAAUUCAGAUUGGAUCCAACAUAAUGCCCUGGUCAGAGAUCUUAAGGCAUUUUCUCUGCUAUUGAUUUAAUCAACUGAUGAUCUCGGCCUUCGGGAGCUUGUCAGCAGGGCCAUUGCUGUGAGGCCCGGAGCACAUGCUGAAGGGGGAAUUGAGAUGAAGGGGUCUUGCUCCCAUGCAGUACAAAGAGGGGGAUGCACUCUGAAGCUGUGCUACAGACGUAUCUGGCUUUGAGUGCUGGAGGUGGGGUAACUCGCUGGCCGAGUUUCUGAGCUGGAAACAGAGAUGUUGCACGCUGCAUGAGGGAGAGUGCUGGCCAGAAGCAGAUCUGUUGUUGAGCAAGUGAUAGCACAGGGCUAGGUGGGGCUGGCAAACCAAGCACCCACACGUUCAGGUGGGGACAUGUCCCAGCUUGUGAUUUGCAGCUGAUUGGUGCUGAGGAAGUGAGAGUCAGGACUCCUGUGUUCCAUCGCCGAAUCUUGUGACAAAUUGUUUCAGCUCUGUUCCCCCAGCUCUAACAUGGGAACACAGUGGCCUUGCCUCACAGGAAGUGCUGUUUUGUCAGCGCUUGGGAGCCUCCUGUCCCAGGUCAUUGAGAGGAGCCGGAAGAAGCCAGGGUCAUCCAAAAGCCUGGACCUGAGUGAGCCCUUGAGAUUCGCCAUCUAUGGGUUCCUGUUCACAGGGCCACUCAGUCACUAUUUCUACCUGUACCUGGAGCAGCUGAUCCCAUCAAAUGUCCCCUUUGCCAUGGUCAAGAGGCUUCUGCUGGACCGUCUGGUUGUUGCUCCACCCUUCCUGCUGCUCUUCUUCUUCAUCAUGAACCUGCUGGAGGGGAAGGAUCUGUCUGCGUUUGCUGAGAAGAUAAAGAGUGGUUACUGGGUAGCACUCAAAAUGAACUGGAAAGUGUGGACCCCAGUCCAGUUCGUUAAUGUCAAUUAUGUCCCUAUGCAGUUUCGGGUGUUGUUUGGAAACCUCGUUGCUCUCUUCUGGUUUGCCUACCUGGCCUCCAUCAAGAAGCGAUAGCAUCACAGCUGUAAUUUUGGGCUGGCCUGCAUCGCCUGUUGAGGCAAUUGUGCUCUGAGAGCCCACAGCCCCCACUUCAAUCUGGGAGCAUCUGCAAGAACUGACAUCACUGCAAAUCCUCUGUGAUUCAACACCGCGCAUGCUGCCCUAGUGCCGACGGUGCAUAGGACAAUGAGUCAGGCGCCUGUCCCUGCCCAGGAGCACUGGGCACUCUCCUAAUACAAAUAAUACUUUUGAUUCUUUUCUGACUAAGACCGCGAAUAACUGCUUUCUAAUGGUGCUUAACAAUAACCACACAAUCAACUGAUAGGGUGAGAAACCAGCACAAAGUGUUCUGAGUCUUUUAUUCUUCAUUUUUAAGUAUAAUAAAAUUGCUGUUUCACUCCUUU
Chelonoidis abingdonii (Abingdon island giant tortoise) is the source of this 2361-nucleotide messenger RNA. RefSeq names its product peroxisomal membrane protein 2 (gene PXMP2). Gene Ontology annotation, cellular component: peroxisomal membrane; cytoplasm. Lineage: Eukaryota; Metazoa; Chordata; Testudines; Testudinidae. The record is from RefSeq and is a predicted model, not a curated record.